Blastomyces dermatitidis ER-3 is the source of this 3407-nucleotide messenger RNA. RefSeq lists its product as uncharacterized. The record is from RefSeq and is a predicted model, not a curated record. The transcript is spliced from 4 exons. Lineage: Eukaryota; Fungi; Ascomycota; Eurotiomycetes; Onygenales; Ajellomycetaceae. The coding region runs from base 121 to 1257 and encodes 378 amino acids.
AAAAGCACAAGAGCGCUACCUGGAUAUAACUACGCGUAAAUCACGUUCAAGAAUUUGAGCAAGAAAGGCAUCUUAGUUACCGUGUUGGAACUGAAAGUCGUCCCAAAUUAAUUGUUGAAGAUGACUACUCCUUCACAAAUUCAAGCGUUGCUACGCUUCCUUUCCCAAGAUUCAAAGCUACCCCUGGCCCUGGCCAUUACAAAGGCGAAAUCACUCCAAAAGGCUAAUCUACUCACCCCGGAUGAUAUCCUGAAGAAAGAUCUUGCAUCGCUUCACUCCGUUUUGGGAGAGGAACAAGUGGCAAAGCAGGUCUUGAAUGCUGCCAGGAGAGCUAAGAAGCGUGUCCACGAGGCCGACAGCACUGGCUCACCUGUGAAAAAAUCUAAAAAGACCAGCUUAACCUCGGAAACGUCAUCUCCCUCUCUGCUCGAGUCGGCGCUGACCCUCCCAUUAUCGUCCAACAUAGAAGAGAUAUCUUCAGUUGUCCUUAUUACAAAUCGGGCACCUCUUGUCCUGGCAUUUGCAGUUGUGUUGUUGAAAUAUACCAUGCCAGAACAGCCUUUAUCUAGCAGGCUGAGCCUGGCCCAAGCAGUCGUCAGCGCCAACAGCCGAUCAAAAGCUAUUAGCCUUGGAAUCGAGACAGGAAAAAGCGCAGAAGACGAAGGAUGGGCAGGUAGACAGCCUACCGUGAAAGUCCUCGGAAGAGAAAUCCCCGUGUUAAAACGAUGGGGUUACAACUGGCAAGAAGAAUCCCCGUCGGAACAGACCACCGAGAUCGCUUCUAUUGUGGAGAAAUCUGAGAAGGAGAACAGUGAAAACCACCGCCUAGGAGGUUCUGACGAACAGCCCGCUCUAUGGGGUUUAUAUCCAGAAGCUUUGAAAAGAUCAAACGCGAACACGCCGGGCCCGUGCCAGAUCAGCUCAGUACUCCCAAUUCACAACCCAGAGCCAGCCCGUGAGUAUUUAUUGAGAUCAUUUACGUUACAGAAGUCAGCCGAUCCGAGCAGUGGGAAAGCGAAGAAGAAACCCUCUUCAGAUUCGAUAUCUGAAAAGGAGAAAAGCCUUGCUCUUUUACUUGGUGCAAUUGAUCUCCUCUGCCAAUCAUGGGCGUCUGUGCUUAGCAAAAGCGAAAUGGAUCGACGAGCUUGGUCCUGGUAUGUUGACGUUCGCCCAGAUGUUCAGCACGGUGUCGGGGGUUGGGGCCAGAAGGGAGUGGUUCAGCUCUCGAGAAUUCUCGAUCUGAGGCGAAAGGGAUGAUUUUACGGUCGAAAGUCAUAGCAAUAAACAGCUAAACAGGAAUGACGCGCAAGCAUGCUCACAGCGCGUACCCCUACCCUAAGUGAACCCAUCUUGCUGCAAUCACUUUAUCGAUUUUCGAAUUUUCGAAUCGUCUGCAUUUUUUUUGUCUGCCUACACCUACGGCAGACGAUGACUGUCAGUAGUAGCUUUACAGCUUUCUCCUUCGUUGCGAAAUCAGACGCUUCUUGGCGAUCUCGGAUCAGCGAGCAUAGCUAGGGCUAACCUUUACCCGGUUUCACACCCCCCUCGAACCGCCAGUACGAGCAGCAGUUCGUGUCCAGAAUAACAACCGAUUCACCUGCGCAGCAACACCGCUUGCUUUAUCUACAGCCGUGACAAAAACGAGAAAUACACGACCAACCUUGGUUGGAAACGCCCCUGCAUUUACUUCCUUGUAAACCAUCCAAGUGACUCCCCCUAUCUAGCAAACCAUAAAUUGAAAUAUUGUGGCGGACUGUAGCACCAGCAGUGAGCAAGAUUAUAUUGGCAGUGGCAGCAGCAGCUUGACAGCAGCUAGAUAUAUUCAUAUUUUGAUGUUUUCAAUGAAGGGUGUAACUACUACGGAGUACACUGUACAGAGCUCGGAUAAUAAUCAUCAUCAUUCCCAACAGCCCUCCGCAGCCAAGAUUUGCAAUGGAUAAAUAUACCCACACCAUUUCUAUAAUACACCAAGAUUUGAUUUUACAAGCCCUUCAGAUAGUGCAAUUUAAUAAUUACAUGGUGGUUAUUAAAAUCCACCUUGUACUUGGCAACUAAGCAAUACGCAGUAAUAGGAUUUUUGUUGCGCCAAGGAUUUGUUGCGCGCAGUGGUUGCAAAAUCCGUCUAUUAUUAUUUGAUCGAGCUUUCUGAAUUUUUAGCCUAUGCACUUCACAAGGCUGGUAAAGACUAAGAGCAACAAAGGCUCUCUGAACAUCUGGCUGAGCCAGGAAAAAGAAGCGAUCAUCAUGACAGACAGAUCUCUGUUCUUUUUGCGGAGUAGAUCAACGGCAAUACAUACAGCGUAGAUUUCUCUGAAGUUAUCGGUGCAUAGGCUGCUUGCUUUGCAGCUUGCUUUGCCUUGCUUAUGCUUAUGCUUCUGGCGGCUGUUGUGUCGCUGAUAUUGAUUGUUUCGGUUGUCGGGUUUUCGAAAUGUUUGUUUUUCUUUUUCUUUUUUUCUUUUUUUUUGUGGAACAUCAUUUUAGAACACGGGCAAGAAAAGCAGAUUGACGUAGAGUGAAUCUGAACGGAUUUCUUCUCCUGUCUCCUCCGUGCUGAACCAACCUAUAUUUUUGAGAAUGCAUGCGAUCAGUCAUCCCCGAGACUUUGCCGAGGAACAAAAAUGGAUUUGACUAAAAGUCGGAUGGUAGGUAGAGGAAAACUACCGACGUCGUCGGUUGGAUAAAAAGAGGAGAAAGCUGUAAAGGUUCUCCUGGUGCCGACCGGCGACAGAUGGACAGCACAAAACCUUAUUUCUGACAUGUCUCUGCCAUGAUGUUUAGGUCUGGUUGAGAAAUAACACGGAGUCUAUUAUUUGCCCAGCGGCCUUCCUAGGAGAAAGCUGAUUAUUGUUCUUGACAUGGUUCAGCCCAAGCCUGCGUGAUGUCUUCCUUUGUUUCUUGGUUCCCUUAGCCUGUUUGAAGGAAGGAUAGUUCUCGGGAGAUAGAAAUGGGAUUGGAUGACAGUGGUGUGUAUCGUAUCCUGGGCGAUUUUAACCUGGAGGGUGUGUGAGGGAAGAGUGGGGAUGGGUCAGAGAUGCAGGCCCACCAAUCUGGGCUAGUCGUCCUUGGUCGAAUAUGGACAAGUUAACCUGGGGACGAUUUGAUUUUUCUGCAAGCCAGUAGUAUUUUGAGAGCAAGAAAGGUGGCUGACAUCCGGUGAUUCGAUAUUAGGGAAGUGCGGAAGCUAAAAUGAAACUGGCAAUGGAUCCAUCCUGAGACGCUGUUUGGGCACAUGGUACCAGAGAUAGCCGAGGUUACGGUCUGUGGUUGUAUGGUGCAGUUAGCACCAAGGUCCCCCAUCUGUGGCGGGUUAUUUAUUCGGCUGAGGAAGCAGUCAGAAAUGCACGGCCAAAAACACCAAUCCAAUGAAAGGAGGGAUUUUUUUUAUUUUUUAUUUUUUAUUUUUUAUU